CGCCCGCAUGCCAACCUUAGCCAUGCGCCUGAAGACAUGAAGCGAGUAUUCAAGGCAUGCCGGAGUUCAUUCUCGCGAAUAUCAUACCGGUGAAUGCGCCUUCACAAUGGAGGCAGAUUGGGACGAGGUUGCGAUUAUCCAGCUGCCUCCGCCAGGCCCGCAUCAUCCUGCCACGCCAGUAGCUACUUUCGCUUUCGACACGUUACAGGAACUUCUAUGGACUGGCAACGACUAUGGACGUGUGACGUCGUUCUACGGACCCGGCCUCGAACGCUAUACCUCGUACCGCGGCCAUGCUGCCGCUGAAGGCGCCGUCAAGCAGCUGCUGUUCACCGACAAGGGCAUACUCUCCGUUUCCAAGCAGAGCGUGCACUACUCCCUACGCCGGGGGAUCACACAAUGGCAUUUGACGAGCAACGAGUUCAAGGAACUCAGAUGCGUGAACUUCACGUCAAAGGGAACGCGAGAAAUCCUGGUCGCAGGAUGUCAGGAGAAAAUGUUCAAGGUCGAUGUGGAGAAGGGCGCUAUCACAGAAACCCUCGUUGCUGACGCUCAAUACACCAUAAUGAAGCGAGCAGGGCAGUAUCUAUGCGCGGCAACCAAGACGGGGGGCAUACACAUCUUAGACUCUGGCUCCCUCUCAGUCAUCAAGGUAUUCGAUGGGCACACAGGUAGCAUCAGCGACAUGGACGCGAAAGGCGACUUCCUGGCAACAUGCGGCUGGUCUCCAAGACAGCAGUUUGGCUUCAUGCUCGAUCCGUUCACUAACGUCUUCUCUUUGAAGACAUUGAAGCAACUACCCCCGAUACCAUUCCACACAGGUGCCGCGUUUGUACGGAUGCAUCCGCGCAUGUCGACUACCGCGAUGAUUGCCUCGCAAAACGGCCAGAUGCAGGUCAUCGAUCUCAUGAAUCCCGAUUCGGCGAACUUGCGACAGAUCAAUCUUUAUGACUCGUAUUUGACGGGCUUUGAAAUGGCGCCUUCUGGAGAGGCUUUUGCUUUGGCUGACUCCACCUGCCAUAUUCAUCUUUGGGGAUCGCCCGCGAAGAUCCACUUCCCGGAAUACAGUAAUCCGACAGAAUUCGCAGAUCCUUCUAUACCACCUCCAACUAUGGACUGGUCGCUUGAUACGCCUUUAAGCACAGUCGGGAUGCCGUUCUACAAGGAGCAUCUCCUCUCCAGCUGGCCAAGCCACAUGAUCUUCGAAGUUGGCGCUCCCCCUCCAAAAAUUGACACUGCUAUCCUAAACAACAUGGCCCGAACGGAGGUUGGCUUCUUCGCCAAGAACCCCAGGACAAAGCGCAGGUAUCAGGUCGAAGACACGCGGCAAACGGAUAGAGCGAACGAUUCCUUGACUGCGCCGAAGUUCUUGAGCGAAAAGGCACGGGCCGCGCACUCGCUGAGUGAGAGUGAUUCGAAGACGGUGGAAACUAUGGAAACAUUGACCGAUAUGCAUCUUGACGAUGUGACAAGGAAGGAUGUACCUGCCAUGUAUGGAAACGUGGAGAUUAAGUACAGCAAAUUUGGGGUUGACGAUUUCGACUUCGCGUACUACAACCAAACUCCAUACUCUGGCUUGGAGACACACAUCUCAAACUCAUACGCAAACCCUCUGCUCCAGCUAUUGCGCUUUACCCCUAUGGUCCGCAACCUUGCGCUGCGACACACGGCUUCGCCUUGUUUGUUUGAAUCCUGCCUCCUUUGCGAGUUGGGCUUCCUUAUCGACAUGCUUGAGAAGGCUGCCGGCCUGAAUUGCCAGGCGUCCAACUUCUUGAAGACUUUCAGCGGCCUAUCGAACGCAGUAUCGCUGAAUUUGCUAGAGGAAUUUGCGCCUAACGUUGCUCUCACCUCUAUGAUUCAAUCUUUCAACCGCUUUCUGCUCGACAAAAUCUCCGAGGAAUUCCGUCAAAUGCUACCAAGUCAUAGCAGCCCGUCGGUGAUGGAUCAGGUGCUGGAGACACAAGCUCGAGCUAGCAUGAGGUGUGCGCAGUGUGCCAACGAGACUAUUAGGGGUGGCAGGACUUUCGUUAACGAGCUUGUGUACCCUGCGAAGCAUGUCAUGAAGAAUUCGCGAGGGCCCCGGCCGACCUUCUCGCAGAUCCUCAAAGCUAGCGUGGAACGCCAGGAUCAGACGAGGGGCUGGUGUAACAAAUGCAACCGCUACCAGCAGAUGGUACAGAGAAAGACUAUCCAAUCGAUACCCGGGGUUAUCAUGCUCAACGCAGCUAUUCAGAGCCAUGAGGCAAAAUUACUGUGGUCGAUACCGAACUGGCUCCCUCAAGAGAUCGGUAUUAUCGUUGAUCAGGGUCAGUUCUACUGCUUCGAGGGACAAGACCUCAAGCUUCACCUCCAGCGCGGCGUCUUCGACAUCAUGGUGUAUGAGUUGGUCGGUAUCGUUGCCGACAUCAACAGCGGUGAGCACCAGAAGCCGCAUCUUGUGGCUACCAUCAACACAGCGCCCUCCUCUCGAACCGAGAACAGCGAGGAUAAAUGGCACCUCUUCAAUGACUUCUUGGUCCGACCGAUACCAAAGGAAGAGGCGUUGCGUUUUGAGCCGAGUUGGAAACUGCCCUCCGUGCUCACAUUUGAGCUGAAGGCUGCGAGACACAAGAUCGAUGAUAGUUGGAAAGACAACCUAGACACAUCAAUCUUGUACCGGUGGUGGUCAUCCAAUCCCCCCCCACCAGAGGAAAAGUUCAAGUUGCUGGACCCCUCCGCAGAAGCGCCGCGCCCUGGAUGCCCGGUUGCUAUCGACGCGGAAUUCAUCCGUCUCCAAGCAGAAGAAAUCGAAAUGAAAGCCGAUGGCACACGCGAAACCAUUCGCCCCGACCGGAAAGGUCUCGCCCGAGUCUCAGUCUGCCGCGGCGCUGGCGAGCACGCCGGACUCCCCUUCAUCGACGACUACAUAGCCGUCACCGAGCAUGUCGUCGACUACCUCACCGCCUGGUCCGGUAUCUCCCCCGGCGACCUCAACCGCGAAACAUCGCCGCACGCACUCGUCAGCCUCAAGCACGCCUACAAGAAACUCUGGCUCCUCCUGAACCUUGGCUGCAUCUUCGUCGGGCACUCCCUCGCCAACGACUUCCGCACCAUCAACAUCCACGUGCCCAAAAAGCAAGUCGUCGACACCGUCGACCUCUUCUUCAAGCCAUCCCUCCACCGCAAACUCAACCUCAAGUUCUUAGCGUGGUGUGUCUUAAAAGAGAAGAUCCAGGAGGAUACACAUGAUAGUAUCGAAGACGCAACGACGGCGCUGAAGCUGUGGAGGAAGUAUGAGGAGUUUGUAGAUGCGGGGGUGUUGGAGCAGAUGCUGAAUGAUAUCUAUGCGACGGGCAGCCAGGUUAAGUUUCGGGCGCCUGGAAGUGGAGGGAAUGGGAAGGAGAAGAUGGCGAGCGCGACGGGGAGGGAUACGCCAGAGCCCGGGAGCGCGGAGAGGUCGGGUGCGCAGGGGCAGCUGGGCACGCCUAAGAAGGCGAAUGUGUUUGGUAGGGUGGGGUUUAGGAGCCCGAUGAAGUGAGGAGAGGCGGUGGCCGCGGCGUUGGUAGAAGGGGCAUAUGGAUGGAUAUCUGGGAUAUGUGCUAGGUUGCUCGCUUUAUGGCUGCUUGUGCGAGUCUAGGUGCUUACAUGAUAAGGAUAACUGAAUGAGAAUAC
Molecule: messenger RNA, 3651 nt
Organism: Trematosphaeria pertusa
Lineage: Eukaryota; Fungi; Ascomycota; Dothideomycetes; Pleosporales; Trematosphaeriaceae
Product: PAB-dependent poly(A)-specific ribonuclease-like protein subunit pan2
Exons: 6
Coding region: 107-3517 (1136 amino acids)
Biological process (GO): mRNA processing; nuclear-transcribed mRNA poly(A) tail shortening
Cellular component (GO): PAN complex; P-body
Molecular function (GO): protein binding; nucleic acid binding; poly(A)-specific ribonuclease activity
Source: RefSeq, a predicted model, not a curated record